Suillus discolor is the source of this 389-nucleotide messenger RNA. RefSeq lists its product as uncharacterized. NCBI's taxonomy places the organism in Eukaryota, Fungi, Basidiomycota, Agaricomycetes, Boletales, Suillaceae. The transcript is spliced from 4 exons. Gene Ontology annotation, cellular component: endoplasmic reticulum. The record is from RefSeq and is a predicted model, not a curated record. The coding region runs from base 113 to 310 and encodes 65 amino acids.
CACGUAUUUUAGACUCUAUUGGUUCUUAUCAACGUCACACAUACAGCUGUUCAUACUUAUUCUCCUCUCCGAGCACCACACCACUCUUUCGUCUUUUUUAAACUUUAAACCAAUGCCUACUGAGUUUGACCUGCGAAGGAAGAAUGCUCAAUUUGCUAACGCAGUUCGGUCGGGCAAGAAAGCAGUGAAGCCCUCACACCAGGAGAUGUUGGCGAAAAGAAGUCCUAUCAACCUCUGGGCUUUGGGCGUCAUACUGUUUGUUGUUAUAGGCGGUGUGUUAUUUGAGCUCGCCAGAAUGCUAUUCCUGUAAUUCCGCAGCCAGGAUUUUUCGAAGGGCACACGUUACAAAUAUUGUAUUCAUCAUGAUCAGCUUUGGAUUCCAUCAUCAU